Messenger RNA from Neurospora crassa OR74A, 2051 nucleotides. RefSeq lists its product as hypothetical. NCBI's taxonomy places the organism in Eukaryota, Fungi, Ascomycota, Sordariomycetes, Sordariales, Sordariaceae. Gene Ontology annotation, molecular function: zinc ion binding; DNA-binding transcription factor activity, RNA polymerase II-specific. Gene Ontology annotation, biological process: regulation of DNA-templated transcription. The record is from RefSeq and is a predicted model, not a curated record. The transcript is spliced from 5 exons. The coding region runs from base 240 to 2051 and encodes 603 amino acids.
GCUACCUUGCAGUUGGACCCCCAUCAAACACACACAUAACGGGUCUGCCCAUCAGCAAUAGUUCAGGAGCUGAGCGAAUCGUACCGCUGUAACUUGUCAACACUGUUCGGUAGAUACUUGCCCAUCUUUUUGGGUUUCUUCUCCUUUCAGACACUCGUUCAAGAAGAAUCAGAGACAAGCAUAUUUAACUCUUUUCAUCAACCUGUUACUAUCUUCAUUGCCCAAACUCCUUGAUAACGAUGGUCGGAGUUCCCGGAAAAUACAAGGGCUGUAAUUCUUGCCGUGUCCGGAGAGUCAAGUGUGACAACGAACGACCGUUCUGUAGGAAGUGUAUCGAUAGUGGUCGCGAGUGUCUUGGUUAUAAACGUGAGACCGUCUUCAUUGUUGGAACCAUCGAGGACGGCGGGCGUUGUUCGUCUCAUCCGCCAAGGGUUAUCAAGUCAAAGAAAGCCAAAGCUUCAACCUCGUCGAGAAGUGGAGAAGAGGAAGAUAGGGAGACUUCGCGGCAAAAGCAUUCAAAACAUCAGAAUCUGGAGCUCUUUCCGGAUCAGCCGCUCCAGUCGGCCUGGGACGACUUGAUCUUGUUGUCGACAAGUUCGGGGACGAAGUACAACGUACAGUUUACGGCUCUGAGUACUCGGCUUCAGAAUGUUGUCCGCGGUAGUGGCGGCAAUAGAGAGGCUACGGGCGAGUUCACUGUGAGCUCGAUGGCGGAUUACGAAGUCUCGAAUAUACAGCUUAACUUCAGUGGCCAGGACUUUAAGCUGAAGUCACAGUGUUUGAUUAGUUUACCGGAAAGCCAGGACAGAGAUCCAUACAUGCCAUCGAUCGGCUCAUGCAUCAUGCUUUACGAGCACAACAACUCGACUCUCUACACGAAUCUCUAUGGCAGCCAGUCACUGAUCAAGGAUUUGGACACUCAGAAUGAUCCUAUUAGACGCGCAGGGCCAGAGAAAUUCCAGACAUUCCCUAACCAUCACUUCUUUGUCCGAGUCUACCGGCCUAAUGCUAUCCUGACCGCGCUGCUCAACCGCACCCCGACUUUUCUCGAAUCUGCAGAAUGGACCUCCACUCCCUGGGAGAAGCACCCCAAGUCCAUCAUUGACCAGCUUUUCGACAUAAUCACCCUCCUACCUCGCAACCUCUGGCGAGCAGACCGAGUCGCCGAAGAAGUGCCCACGCUUGCCCGUCGUCAGCGUGCUCAAGACCUUUUGAUCAACUGUCUCAACAUCGAACGACAACUCAACGCCUGCCUGAUGCAGCUCUACCAAACAAUCGAGCGCGUAUACUGGAGUAUCUUUGAGCCGCUGGACCUUACCAACCUCCCCACCGAAAACCACAUGCACAGCAGUAUCCCGUUACAGGUGCAGGCGCAGAUGCAGCAGAUACAACAGAUGCAGCAGAUACAACAGCUUCCAGUUGAUCUCAUCCCCGACCCGGCGAGGUACGGAAGUAAAGCGGUCAGGGGAUGGGCGGAGAGGGCAUGUAGGAGCUUGGAGUUUGCGUUGAAUAACAACAACAUCAACAACACUGGCAGUGGCGGUGGCGGCGGUGGAGGCGGCGGUGUCGACCCGGAACUGUUGGCUUAUCCUCUUUGUGUGAUAAGGGCGUUUUAUGAGAGUUUGGGGGCUACUCCUACUUGGGAGAACCUCGGUGUUAGCAUGGGUGUGGAUGUGGACAUGAUGGGGGUUGAUGGUAUAGGAAUGGGAAUGGGUACGGGCAUGGACUUGAACAUGGGCAUGAACAUAAACAUUGGGAUGAAUCAUCAGAAUAUGAUGACUGGUGGGAUGGGAAGCAUGCGUUAUUCAUCGGGGAUGGAAAACUUGAAUAUCUUCUCGACGACGCCCACGACGACGACGACGAUGACAGCGGCAAUGAUGAUGCAACAACAACAACAGCAGCAACCUCAAGGACCACCGCCGGACGGCAGACUGGAGGUUAUGUGGUGCGAUCAGUUUAGGGAGAGGUUGAAAGCUAGGGGGGCGGAGAUAUCCAACUCUAUUGUGGGUGAAGGAAAGAAGUGGAGGGAGAUUGCUGCUUUUGGGUAUUGA